This is a messenger RNA of Kalmanozyma brasiliensis GHG001, 786 nucleotides long. RefSeq lists its product as uncharacterized. The record is from RefSeq and is a predicted model, not a curated record. The transcript has a single exon. Lineage: Eukaryota; Fungi; Basidiomycota; Ustilaginomycetes; Ustilaginales. The coding region runs from base 1 to 786 and encodes 261 amino acids.
AUGUACUGUCAGCAUCACCCCAAGACACAACUUGUCCCCGCUUCCCAUCUCAAUCUUAGGCUAAAGACCAUCGUUCGAGAGGGCGAACGACUCGAUCCCUCCAUCGCCACUCCGGACGAGGUCACUCAUGCCCAUUGCGCUGGAAGCGUCUUUGCUAGGGUCCUGCAAGGCAACACGUUCCUCAAGAGCUCCAAUGCAACCCUGCGCACCCUCAACAAGCUCAAGCGAUCCACGAAUCGAUCGCGUGACAGUCCCAAUGCCUUGGUCUACGAGGACCACCACUAUGGGAUCGUCGAUAUCUUCUGCCUGCUCGACUACCACGUCAUGCCGCUCCAAGGCGAUCCUCUUUCGCGCUUCAAGCUUGUCACUCGUCUCGGAAAGGAGAAGCUUCCACGACCACCCCUCAAGAUCCUCAUCCAAUCGCUGCGCUUCGACAUCUCGACACUCUCGGAGCUGCUUCGUCGUGACAUUUGCACGGUCUUGCGUCCAGAAGAGAUUCUCGAGCACUCACCCGACUUCUUAAGACAGCGCUUUCGGGUGAUUCGCGCAGUUCAGAACCUCUACGCAGAGCACUCGAUCAUGCUGGCGCCCAGCGACGACGCUUUCUUCUUUCGCGACUGCAAGGUCUGCUCAAAAUACGACCCAGAGAUCAUCCGCUUCGGCCGUGAUCUCUACCGUUUGCUUCUCAGGAUCUUCCAUGGCGAGCCCAACAGACCCAUCUCGAUUCGCUACUUUACUCCAAAGCCUGAAACUUCCGAGCCGGAGAUGACCGACGACGAAGCAUAA